UGUUUAACGUAUUUAAAGCCUUAAACACUCAUUUACAAUCAAGGUCUCAGAGCGAGUACAUUCAAUUCCAAUAGUGAUUCGUCAUUUCAAACUCUUUCAUGACAUAAGAGGACAUUGUUUAGAUCAAAUGAAGUCAGUGAACAGUGAACAGUGAUGUACGAGCAAGUGCUUAACUAUUAUUAUUUGUUUGUUUCAUUUAAUACGUUGUUUUAGUGUAUUAGAUUUACGGUAUUUGGGCUAAUUGCUUUACUCUAAAAGUAGGUACAAAGAUUUGACCGUGACCCUAAACCUUAUUAAAGUACUUGAGCGACUGCAAACUACAAAUGUAUCAGUUGACAUCUAAACGUCUGUCUGUGUAGUGCAAUAACUUAGAAAAUAUGUUACGGAGAGAUUUCUUUGCUGAAUUUUAUACAAACGGUCAUCCUCACAAGAAUGAAGAUAAGACUGAACAGCCGUCUCUUCAGCCUCUCCUGGAACCAGACAAGGAAAAGCCAAAGCCGCCUCUCGCUGGACCAGAGAUCGAUGAUUUGGAUGAACGCCCAGUAGAUGCCACUCCUUACCCUGGCAUUGACGAUGGAUUGCUGGAAAAUGGUGACAAGAAUCCAUACGACCCUCAUGUAGGCGUGGACACGGACGCGGAGACACACCACUCUCACGAGACGCAUCCGACCCGAGAUGACGGAGUCGCCACGGACGGUAAAUGGCCCUGGCCGCCUGCCGACGAGGCGGAUUAUCCAUACGGUGAUGGAUUCAAUGGACUGAGCCCGAGAUUUGGUAUCGAUGAUAGACCCGGCUCUCCCAUGAUACCCGGGACCUCCAUCCCGGACGUGAACACGUACCAACAGAAGAAGAACCUGGCUCAGGGCAUGAUGGACCUGGCCUUGCUGUCUGCCAACGCCAACCAGCUGAGGUACGUCCUCGAGUCGGCCAGCACGCACCCCUACUACUACCCCAGUCUAGUGUUCAUAUCUCUCAGUAUAGUCCUGCAGAUCGCGGUGGGCGUGGGUCUCAUCAUGAACAGCCGGUACAACGUCAAAGACGAGAAGGACAUCUGCAAGGCGGACAAGAUCAACAACAUGACGGUGCUGGGCGUGUUCCUGGUGACGAUCGUGAACGUCUUCAUAACCUCGUUUAGUGUCGCUUCACCGACUGCGGUCAUCGGGGUCGGGACUCAAGUGACCGCUAUACAACAAAGUGGGUGAUGAGGAAUAUGGACGCAUAGACCGAGGAGUGUUUGAAAAUAACUAAAAGGAAGCCAAGUACACUUUAAAGAUAUGUACUGUUCAAGUCUAUACGUGUUACAUGAAUGAUUCAGUUUGCUGCUGUCAAUGUUUUGAUUGUUGAAUCUCUACAAGUAUUUAACGUUCUCCGAUUCUGUUUGUGAUGCGACGUCUUUGUCGCAGACUUCUUAUAUUAAACAGGCACUGUUUUAAGAGUUUUUAGCCAUAAUUCCUUCCGUGUGAAGGUAUGUUUAAGCUACCUAGUACUAAGAUGUUUAAAUAGUAUGCGAAUGAGACCAAAGGUUGGUUGUAACGAGGCGAGUCCGAUGAAUCCACCAGUUUCUUCCCUCCUGGCUGAUAGUGUAGAUGAUGAUGUAGAAAAAACAUAUUUAUUAGAUUUCAUAAACUCGUAUUAUAAGUAAAAUUAAAAAAUAUAUAUUUAAGAGAGUAACUAACCAAUGUAGGUGGUGCUAAAUGUUUAUAUAACGGGUUUUUCAUAUCUGUACAUACGAUAAAUAACAAGUGUGAUUAAUUCUAAAGCUCAAAAAAAUGUAUACGAGUCAAGGUUACUCAAGUCUCUAGACAUCCGUAGAACUAAAAUAUCAAAACUGUUCACGACCUUUCCCGUCUGUUAAUUAUAAUGUUAAUAGUACUUAUAAUAGUUAAUUUAUUUUCAAAGUCAAUCGAUAUUGUAUAAAAGAUUUACGUACUUAUUAUUGUAAAUAAUGUUUUUUAUAUAUUUAAAGAGCAAAACACGCCUAAGUUUUUUCACUGUAUUUUAUGAUGUCCACAAGUUUAUCGCCACACUGAGUGAGAGCGAUUUUAGUUAUUCCUUUAGAUAUGAAAUUGCUCAACAUAUAUGUACAUACCGUAUACUGUAUGGAUCUCGGAAAAAUUUUUAUAGUCGCCCAAAAUAACAUUAUAUUUAUUCAACAAGGUUCACGACUGCUUAUUGUUGCUAGUUAAGUUAUCGAGACGAUGUCUCGAAGCAUUUAUUCUGUAGGUUAACGAACCCAACUGUUUAGAAUCUCUACGAAUCUCACGUUGUACAUUAUAAUAAAUAUUUGUAUAUAAAGA
Danaus plexippus (monarch butterfly) is the source of this 2297-nucleotide messenger RNA. It is a transcript of the gene NijA, whose product is annotated as ninjurin-A. NCBI's taxonomy places the organism in Eukaryota, Metazoa, Arthropoda, Insecta, Lepidoptera, Nymphalidae. The transcript has 7 exons. Gene Ontology annotation, biological process: tissue regeneration; cell adhesion. The record is from RefSeq and is a predicted model, not a curated record. Bases 378 to 1202 code for a protein of 274 amino acids. Gene Ontology annotation, cellular component: membrane.